CUAUCUGCCCCAACAAGUACGCUAUGAAGAUUCUGCAUUCACCCCUCUAAGCUAACAUCACACCAACACCUCUUCCUCAUUACACUUCGCUCCACACUCUCUCUCUCAAAUGAAACCCAGCGACAACAUGUCAAUGCUCGCCAAGACCGACUCCGAGGUUAGCAGCCUCAGCCAAUCGUCGCCUACGAGGUCUCCCCGGCGGGCCGUCUACUACGUCCAAAGCCCAUCACGGGACUCCUCCAACGACGGCGAGAAGACCACCAACUCAUUCCACUCCAGCCCACUACAUAGCCCAUUGGGCUCCCCUCCCCAUUCCCACUCCAACUCCUCCUUGGGCCCGCAUUCCCGCGAAUCUGCCUCCACCCGCUUCUCGGGCUCGCGCAAGAGCAAUGCCUCCAACCGAAAAGGCCCGUGGAGGCCCUGGAAGGAUCAGUUCCACGCCAUCGAGGAGGAAGGCCUUCUCGAUGCCCACGACGCCGCGCAACAUGCCUUCCCUCGUCGCUGCUACUUCCUAGCAUUUGUUAUGGGCUUUGUUGUUCUCUUCUCUUUUUUCUCUCUCAUUCUGUGGGCCGCAAGCCGCCCCCAGAAACCCGCCAUUACACUUAAGAGUAUAACGUUUGAUCAAUUUGUGAUUCAAGCGGGUGCGGAUACGUCAGGAGUUGCCACAAGCUUGGUGUCCAUGAAUUCCUCUGUGAAAUUGACAUUUCGUAACACCGCUACAUUUUUCGGGGUCCACGUGACCUCAACUCCCCUAGAUCUCAACUAUUAUCAGCUUACCCUCGCCACUGGAAAUAUGCCAAAGUUCUAUCAAUCUAGAAAAAGCCAGAGAUCUAUUAGAGUGAUGGUGAAAGGGAGUAAUAUCCCACUGUACGGAGGGGGAGCCAAUUUGAACAGCGUGAAUGGCGCGCCAGUUGAUGCGGUGCCAUUGUCAUUGAGCGUGAUGGUGCGGUCAAAAGCUUAUGUUUUGGGGAAAUUGGUUAAGCCCAAGUUCAACAAGAAGAUAGAGUGCUCCGUGGUUAUGGAUCCGAAGAAGAUGGGCAAGGCCAUUUCGCUUGUGAACAAGUGCACUUACCAGUAAUGUCAGCAACGUGAUAAUAAA
Molecule: messenger RNA, 1099 nt
Organism: Abrus precatorius (Indian licorice)
Lineage: Eukaryota; Viridiplantae; Streptophyta; Magnoliopsida; Fabales; Fabaceae
Exons: 3
Coding region: 110-1078 (322 amino acids)
Source: RefSeq, a predicted model, not a curated record